CCGGGAAUAUAAGGCAGACAUUAUAUAAAGAGGCUGCAAGAAAGUUUAUUCUGUGUUCAUUAGGCCUGCAUCAUUUCUCAUAUCUUCUUGGUCAUCUUCUGUCGACCCCCCGUAUCGCACCUUGACCAAGACCAUCCUCCUACGACUGCUGUCAAAUACCGCGGAAGCACCAUGGGCAACAUGAAAAUCCUCAUCAGCGGAGCUGGAAUGGCCGGCAGCACCCUGGCCUUCUGGCUGUCCAAGCUCGGCCACAAUGUCACCGUCAUUGAGCGCUUCCCCCAUCUACGAGCCUCGGGGCUACAGCUCGACCUCCGCGGUCACGGGAUCGAGGUGAUGAAGCGCAUGGGACUGGAAGAUGCCUUCCGAGCGAAAAGAACUCCAGAGCAGGGUUUCGAACUCGUCGGCAGCUCUGGCAUGCGCUGGGCGUACUUCCCUGCCAACAAGUCAGGCCAGGGACCGCAGAGCUUCACCACCGAGUACGAAAUCAUGAGGUCGGACUUGUGCCAUAUUCUCCACGAUACGUCCAAGGAAAGAGUCAGAUAUAUAUUUGGGACCUCUAUUGCCAGUUUCAAAGAGGACGAGGACGCAGUGGAGGUCUGCUUCCACGACAAGACGACGGAGCGGUUUGAUCUCCUCGUGGGAGCCGAUGGCCAGGGGUCGCGCACACGGAAAAUGAUGAUGGGACGAGGGAAGCCGGAUGGAUUCCACCCAAUGGACGAUACGUUUGCUGGAUACGUUACCAUUCCUCGCACCAUGGAGAAAGGAGAAGGAUACAACGCCAAGAUGUACAUGGCUCCUGGCGGACGCGCAAUCAUGACGCGCAGGCAUAGUCCAGACCAGAUGCAGGCGUACCUCACCUGCAACUUUACGUCGGAUCGCAUGAAGGCCAUCGCAAGGGGCCCAGUCCAGGGGCAGAAGGAGGCCAUCGCCGAGGCCUUCAAGGGGGUCGGGUGGAAGGCAGAGGAGAUCAUGAAGGCCAUGAUGGAGGACAACGACUUUUACCUUGCCGAACUCGGCAUCGUCAAGUUGGACAAGUGGUACAAGGGCCGCAUCGCCCUCGUUGGAGACGCGGCGUACUGCCCCUCUGCGAACACUGGCAUGGGCACAUCAUCCGCCAUUGUCGGGGCCUACAUCUUGGCCGGAGAGAUCGGAAAAUAUUGCGCGGGGGGCGCAACAAGAGAGACUCUAGCGGCUGCUCUCGAUUCCUAUGAUCGCAAGUUCCGCCCUUUCAUGGACCAAGUGCAAAAGGGCCUUCUGGACGGCGGCGGCUUUUCGGGUUGGAUGCCACAAUCCGCACUGGGCAUUACCAUCAUGAACUGUCUCGCUGGGGCGGCCUCGCUGCUGAGGAUCGAUCUUGCCAGUAAACUCAUGCGAGAGGAGAUCAAGGACUGGGAGCUUCCAGAGUAUGAGGGCGUGUUCAAGGCUUAGUCGAACAACAUGAAAGCUGAGCAGGAGGCUCGACAUCCCAAGUAGGCUACAUGUAGCAAAUCACCACUCACCAACCUUACGGAUUAUUAUGAAUUUUGAAACCAAGAUUAUUAUGUACUUCUACGGAUAGAGGCAGACGAUAUUAUACCAUUGGAGCGAC
This is a messenger RNA of Emericellopsis atlantica, 1588 nucleotides long. RefSeq lists its product as uncharacterized. Bases 172 to 1428 code for a protein of 418 amino acids. The transcript has a single exon. The record is from RefSeq and is a predicted model, not a curated record. Gene Ontology annotation, molecular function: FAD binding. Lineage: Eukaryota; Fungi; Ascomycota; Sordariomycetes; Hypocreales; Bionectriaceae.